GGGCCAUGACGACGCUCACACACCGGGCACGCCGGGGGGACCCGGGCAGGGGCUCGGCCAAGAGGCCGGACGGGGAGGAGGACGGAGCUGCGGACAGAGAGCCCGGCGAGGAGGAUCCCGACGACUCCAAGGACAUCCGGCUCACCCUCAUGGAGGAGGUGCUGCUGCUGGGGCUCAAGGACAAGGAGGGCUACACGUCCUUCUGGAAUGACUGCAUCUCCUCGGGGCUGCGCGGCGGGAUCCUCAUCGAGCUCGCCCUGCGCGGCCGCAUCCGCCUGGAGCCGCUGGCCCUGCGCAGGAAACGGCUCCUGGACAGGAAGGUCGGGAGAUGGGAUUGGGAUGGGGCCGGGAUUGGGAUGGA
Messenger RNA from Corapipo altera (White-ruffed manakin), 361 nucleotides. Its product is annotated as Golgi phosphoprotein 3-like. The annotation marks the transcript as partial. Gene Ontology annotation, molecular function: phosphatidylinositol-4-phosphate binding. Gene Ontology annotation, cellular component: Golgi cisterna; cytosol; trans-Golgi network. NCBI's taxonomy places the organism in Eukaryota, Metazoa, Chordata, Aves, Passeriformes, Pipridae. Gene Ontology annotation, biological process: Golgi vesicle budding; Golgi organization; Golgi to plasma membrane protein transport. The transcript has 2 exons. The record is from RefSeq and is a predicted model, not a curated record.